CUUAUUGAACUCUAUGUUUAUCUCUUGAUGUUUGUCUUAAAGAUCUGAGAUUGACUUGUAUAUUUCAUUGUUUUUUGUGUGUGUUUGUGGGUUCGUCUGUUUAUUCUCGGAUCUCACCAUUUUAAUUUUGCUCAAGAUCACAUAGAACAAUGGUGAAAGCUGUUGCCGUACUUAGCUCUAGUGAGGGUGUCAAGGGAACAGUAUAUUUUGCCCAGGAAGGCGAUGGUCCAACUACUGUAACUGGAACCCUUUCUGGCCUUAAGCCUGGGCUUCAUGGAUUCCAUGUUCAUGCCCUUGGGGACACCACAAAUGGUUGCAUGUCAACUGGACCUCAUUUUAAUCCUGCUGGCAAAGAACAUGGUGCCCCAGAGGACGAGAAUCGUCAUGCUGGUGAUCUAGGAAAUGUCAACGUUGGUGAUGAUGGCACUGUUAGCUUCACAAUUGUCGACAAGCAGAUUCCUCUUACUGGACCAGAUUCAAUUGUUGGACGGGCUGUUGUUGUCCAUUCAGAUCCUGAUGAUCUUGGCAAGGGUGGGCAUGAGCUGAGCAAAUCCACUGGAAAUGCUGGUGGCAGAGUAGCUUGCGGUGUAAUUGGUCUCCAAGCAGCAUGAAGUGCCUCGACAUGGACAUGGACUAUAAUAGAUACAUGAUAUGAUGUUGAAGAUACUUAUAGUCCAUCAGUGCCUUAAGAGUAAAUUACCCGAAUAAAAAGGCUGAAACUUUGUUUUGUAUUUUGGUUGGAUGGUUAAAUUGUGUGAUCUGUUUGUCUCAUUUUUAAUGAAUUCCUAUCAUGUUCUUAA
Messenger RNA from Mangifera indica (mango), 800 nucleotides. RefSeq names its product superoxide dismutase [Cu-Zn]. NCBI's taxonomy places the organism in Eukaryota, Viridiplantae, Streptophyta, Magnoliopsida, Sapindales, Anacardiaceae. Gene Ontology annotation, biological process: removal of superoxide radicals. Gene Ontology annotation, molecular function: superoxide dismutase activity; copper ion binding. The record is from RefSeq and is a predicted model, not a curated record. Bases 150 to 611 code for a protein of 153 amino acids. The transcript is spliced from 8 exons.